UCACAAUACACCUCAGAUUGUCGACCCGCACGUGAGGUAUCGCCAGUUCACACGAUGUCCCACACUGGCGGAGGGAGCUCUCCCAGCUUGCCUUGUGGAGCGUGUACAUCUCUACGACGGAAGUGCACGGCCGAGUGCGUAUUCGCACCUUAUUUUCCUGCAGAUGAGGCUUUGAAGGUUGCAUAUGUGCAAAGAAAUUUCGAACCCAGCAAUGUCACCAAGAUAAUGCACGACUUGCCAGAAUCGAGCCGAGCAGAUGAGGUGACUUCGUUGGCUUUCGAGGCCGAGGCGAGAAUGAAGGAUCUGGCCGUUUCGUUAACGCAGAGAAGAAUUGUGGAGUUGCAAGGAGAAAUUGCGGAACUGAUGGAGCAAGUAAAGUAUUUCGAGGAGAAGAAGCGCAUGAGACUGACUCAGGGGCCAAGUGGUACCCCCAAUUCCUCUUAGUUAGUAAUCUAGUUGCCAGGAUGGUUACAGCAUGCGAAGGGUUUCGUUUUCUGACAUGUUUUGUGUGUAAUUAGUCAAUCCGUAGUAGCACGUUGCAGACUGCAGUGGAUCUCAGAUAUAUAGUAGCCCUAUUAUUGAAGUCAUCUUUGCAUCGCAGUCACCCGUGUGGCCUCCCGCUGCCUUCGUGUCAAGCGCAACCCUGAGUUCACUCAUGAGGGAACAGUUAUUCGGGUGCUUCUAAACCGUUGGGUACUUCUAGAAUGUACAUAUCUGACGCUACUUGUGAGGGGCUCAACUGGAGGUGCUCAGCUGGAGAAAACCUGAGCGAGACUCAAAAGCAAAGCUCCAGCGUGAAAAAUGAUGUAUCUGUAAAUUUGCAGUGAAAAUGUUUGUACAGACAGACUCGAUAUCAGUAGAGUUCGUCGAAUGGGAGAUGAUACAUGCUGGCAAGAGGAAGUUAUGGUGCC
Messenger RNA from Marchantia polymorpha subsp. ruderalis, 911 nucleotides. NCBI's taxonomy places the organism in Eukaryota, Viridiplantae, Streptophyta, Marchantiopsida, Marchantiales, Marchantiaceae. The record is from the annotation of a GenBank genome assembly.